AUCAACCUUCGCUUUGCGCACUUUCGGAAAACACGCAUUGCAAUUUUUCUAUAUGCUUUUUGGUGCUCUACGUUUCUCAGUGUUUACAGUUUCAUAAUUGUUGUAAAAUAUCUUACUGGGUCCCGGAGCUUAAUGUGAAGCUUUAAAAGGACAACCGCACGAGAACUUGGUCGACAAAAUCUUUUCACUGAGCUUUUUAGCUGAGCUCCAACCUCACUGUGGUUCUGCAACUUUUUAUUACUGCUUUCAGAGUUUUUUGUCCUUGACUUGGAGGUGUGUGAUAGGACCCUUUUGGGGUGGCUAAACUUUCUGAGUUGUUGUUAAUCAUUUUGUAUCACAACUUUGUUCCACAGGUGGAGUGUAUAGCAGUCACUGAUGUCUGAUAUGAUGAGGCAGGGGAAUGAUGUCCUGCAUGAUGAAGAGCUUAAACAUGAUGAGACAACGGCACCAGAGAGCACCACAAACGGGGAAAAGAAAGAAAAGAGACAACAAAAGGCAAAGGCUGAAAGGGUUCCAUAUCACAGGCUGUUCUUAUUUGCAGACUCCACUGACAUCAUUUUGAUGGUUGUUGGCACCAUUGGAGCCAUUGGAAAUGGCCUUGGGAUGCCUCUCAUGGCAUUUCUUUUCGGGGAACUCAUUGAUAGUUUUGGCAAUAACCAGUUUAGCCCCAACGUUGUCAAACAAGUUUCCAAGGUUUGCUUGAGAUUUGUGUACUUAGGAAUAGGUACCGGCGUGGCUGCUUUCCUCCAGGUGACUUGCUGGACGGUCACAGGGGAAAGACAGGCUACAAGAAUAAGGGGCUUGUAUUUGAAAGCUAUACUAAGACAGGAUAUUGCUUUCUUUGAUAAGGAAACUAACACUGGAGAGGUGAUAGGGAGAAUGUCAGGUGACACUGUUCUCAUACAAGAUGCUAUGGGUGAGAAGGUUGGGAGAUUUCUGCAGCUAGUAGCAACCUUUUUUGGGGGCUUUGUGAUUGCAUUUAUCAAAGGGUGGCUUCUAACUGUUGUCAUGUUAUCCGUUGUUCCGCUUGUUGCUGCUGCUGCCGCUGCUAUGGCCCUUAUCAUAGGAAUGAUGGCAAGCAGAGGCCAAAACGCGUAUGCGAAAGCUUCACAAGUAGUUGAAGAAACAAUAGGUUCAAUAAGAACUGUUGCAUCCUUUACAGGGGAAAAGCAAGCAGUGUCCACUUACAAGAAAUUUCUUGCAGAUGCUUAUAAAUCAGGAGUUCAUGAAGGUUUAGUAGGUGGAAUAGGUUUUGCCAUGGUUUUGUUCGUUAUGUUCUGUGGUUAUGGCUUGUCUGUAUGGUUUGGCGCAAAAAUGAUAAUGGAAAGAGGAUAUGGUGCGGGUGCGGUGGUUAAUGUGUUUGUUGCUGUGUUAAAUGCUUCCAUGUCUCUGGGUCAGGCAUCUCCUUCUAUGAAUGCUUUUGCUGAAGGUCAAGCAGCAGCUUAUAAAAUGUUUCAGACAAUAGAGAGAAAGCCAGAGAUAGAUGCUUAUGACACAAAUGGAAAAAGGCUAGAGGAUAUUCAUGGUGAAAUCCAUUUGAGGGAUGUUUAUUUCAGCUAUCCCGCGAGACCUGAGGAGUUGAUAUUCAAUGGAUUCUCUCUUCAUAUAGCUAGUGGCACCACAGCAGCUUUAGUAGGACAAAGUGGAAGUGGGAAAUCUACAGUUAUCAGUUUAAUUGAAAGAUUCUACGAUCCACAGGCUGGUGAAGUUCUUAUCGAUGGCACUAAUGUGAAAGAAUUUGAGCUCAGGUGGAUCAGAGGAAAAAUUGGCCUUGUCAGUCAGGAGCCAGUGUUAUUUGCAUCUAGCAUUAAGGAUAAUAUUGCGUAUGGAAAAGAUGGAGCAACAGUUGAAGAGAUAAGAGGUGCAGCUGAACUUGCAAAUGCUGCUAAAUUCAUUGACAAACUGCCACGGGGAUUGGACACAAUGGUUGGUGAGAAUGGAACUCAAUUAUCCGGUGGACAGAAGCAGCGCAUUGCAAUUGCAAGAGCAAUUCUGAAAGAUCCAAGAAUUUUACUUUUAGAUGAAGCAACAAGUGCACUUGACGCGGAGUCAGAAAGAAUAGUGCAAGAAGCUCUAGACAGAAUCAUGGUCAACAGAACUACUGUCAUUGUCGCACAUCGCCUGAGAACGGUGAGAAAUGCUGAUAUGAUUGCAGUAAUUCAUAGAGGGAAAAUGGUUGAACAAGGAAGACACGAAGAAUUAACCAAGGAUCCUGAGGGAGCAUACUCUCAACUUAUACGUUUACAAGAAGGAAACCAGGCACCAGAAGAAACAAGAGACAGCCACAACAAGAGGGAACUUUCCUCGGAAUCCUUUAAAAAGUUGAGUCAAAGGCUGUCAUUUCGAAGAUCAGGAUCAUCUGUGGGGAACAGUAGCCGCCACUCCUUUUCAGUUUCAUUUGGUUUGCCUACAGCAAUUAGCAUCCCUGAUCCAGGCCUUGAAAACUCACAGCCUCAAGAAAAAUCGCCAGAAAUUUCACUCUGGCGCCUUGCUUCCCUCAAUAAGUCCGAGAUUCCAGUGCUUCUGAUUGGAUGUGUAGCUGCAGUAGCAAAUGGUGUUAUAUAUCCAAUAUUUGGCGUGUUGCUCUCCAGAAUUAUCAAAACAUUUUUUAAGCCUUUUCCUGAGAUGAAAACGGAUUCCCAGUUUUGGGCACUCAUGUUUGUGAGCCUUGGAAUUGCAUCUUUAAUAGCAAUUCCAGCCAGAAGUUACUUUUUCUCUGUGGCUGGUACUAAGUUAAUCCGACGAAUCAGGCUCAUUUGUUUUGAGAAGGUGAUCAACAUGGAAGUUGGGUGGUUUGAUGAGCCUGAGCACUCUAGUGGUGCAAUUGGUGCAAGGCUCUCAGCAGAUGCUGCAUCAGUGCGCGCCCUUGUUGGUGAUGCUCUAGGACUAUUGGUUCAAAAUAUAGCCACAGCAUUGACAGGUGUGAUCAUUGCUUUUGUUGCGAGCUGGCAAUUAGCGUUUAUUGUUCUUGUUUUGGUUCCCCUUAUUGGAAUGAAUGGCUAUAUCCAAAUGAAAUUCAUGAAGGGAUCCAGCACAGAUGCAAAGAUGAUGUAUGAGGAAGCAAGCCAAGUUGCUAAUGAUGCAGUUGGAAGCAUAAGAACAGUAGCUUCUUUCUGUGCAGAGGAGAAAGUUAUGGAACUAUACAGGCAAAAAUGUGAAGGUCCCAUGAAAACAGGGAUUCGACAAGGCUUGAUAAGUGGAACAAGUUUUGGUCUUUCAUUUUUCUUGCUCUUCAGUGUCUAUGCAACCAAUUUCUAUGCUGGAGCCAGACUUGUGGAAGCUGGCAAGGCAUCAUUCACAGAUGUUUUUCUGGUUUUCUUUGCUUUAACUAUGUCAUCGGUUGGAAUUUCCCAAUCAAGCUCCCUUGCUCCUGAUUCUAACAAAGCCAAGAUAGCAACUGCUUCCAUAUUUGGAAUAAUUGACAGGAAAUCGAAGAUAGACCCUAGUGAUGAGGUCGGUAGCACACUGGAUAAUGUAAAAGGAGAAAUACAGAUUCGUCAUGUAAGUUUUAGGUAUCCAUCAAGGCCAGAUAUACAAAUUUUUCGAGACUUAAACUUGACCAUCCAUUCAGGCAAGACUUUGGCUAUUGUUGGUGAAAGUGGGAGUGGAAAAUCCACGGUGAUUGCGUUGUUACAGAGAUUCUAUGAUCCUGAUUCUGGUCAAAUUACAAUUGAUGGGGUAGAAAUUCAGAAUUUAAAACUCAGGUGGUUAAGGCAGCAAAUGGGACUUGUAAGCCAAGAGCCAGUUUUGUUCAAUGACACCAUCCGUGCCAAUGUUGCAUAUGGAAAGGAAGGUAACGCUAAUGAAGCAGAAGUCAUAACCGCUGCGAAAUUGGCCAAUGCACAUGGCUUUAUUAGUGGCUUACAACAGGGUUAUGAUACAGUAGUGGGAGAAAGGGGAAUCCAACUGUCUGGUGGGCAGAAGCAAAGGGUGGCCAUUGCACGUGCUAUGAUUAAAAGUCCAAAGAUUGUGCUACUUGAUGAGGCCACAAGUGCACUAGACGCUGAGUCAGAGAGAGUUGUUCAAGAUGCCUUAGAUAAAGUGAUGGUGAGCAGGACCACUGUGGUUGUGGCUCAUCGUUUAUCCACAAUAAAAAAUGCAGAUGUGAUUGCAGUGGUAAAAAAUGGCAUUAUAGUGGAGAAAGGAAGACAUGAAACGCUUGUUAACAUCAAGGAUGGGUUUUAUGCUUCCUUGGUCCAACUUCAUACAAGUUCUACAACACCAUGAUAUUUCUUCUUUCACUUUUCCGGAAAGGUUCUCCUUCUUUCCACAUUAGUCUUGUGAAGUUCAAUAAAAGUGGUGGAAAUAAACAUAUAUUAGCUUCACUUUCCGUAGAAAAAAGCCACUCCUUUUCUUUGUUAGUGCAAAUGAACAGGAAUGAAUUGACAGUCAAGAAGUAGAAAAGGACGAAAUUGUACGUAAACAUAACAGCUUGUUGGAGAUAUAACAACUUUUACUAGUAAGAACGUAAUACAUGAUAAACAAGUGAAUUUGUCA
Vigna unguiculata (cowpea) is the source of this 4497-nucleotide messenger RNA. RefSeq names its product ABC transporter B family member 11. Gene Ontology annotation, biological process: oligopeptide export from mitochondrion. The record is from RefSeq and is a predicted model, not a curated record. Gene Ontology annotation, molecular function: ATP binding; ABC-type oligopeptide transporter activity; ATP hydrolysis activity. Gene Ontology annotation, cellular component: mitochondrial inner membrane. Lineage: Eukaryota; Viridiplantae; Streptophyta; Magnoliopsida; Fabales; Fabaceae.